AAUCCCUCUGAAUGUAACAUCAUGUUUCGAGAAGUUUGUGAUUCCAUGAUUGUGGACAAUAAAUGGAUCAAGUAAAGGCCUUAGGCUUUAAGGGAAUAUGGUUUAGCCCUUAUUGGAUAUGGAUAAUAAUGGUUAUGUGAUCUAAGCCCUGGUUUGUGUUUUGGAGUCAAAGGGUAAAAUGGGAAAAGUAGUAUUCCAGACUUCUUGCAUGGAUUAUGGUUUUUAGUUUGACAUUCGUUAAGCCCAAAUUAACUAGAUAUAAGUGUGGAGCUCAUUAAUACCUGUUUGUGGAUAUAAAGAUCGCCAAAAUGGAGUUGAAACGAAGAAGUUAUGGUUGUUUGAAGUCGAGGUGGAUUUGGGUGAAAACCGUCGCCACACAGUGGGGAUCAGAACUCACAACGUGGCGGUCGCUACGUAGUAGGGAUCAGAGCCUACAACAUGGCAGUCUGUCAAGCCCAAAAACAUGAAUUUAGGGUUUUCAACGUAUUUAAGCAUAAGGUUUCGCAUUUUUUUUGGCCAUUUUAACAUCCUCCACCACUUCUAGGACCCCUUAGGAGAAACCCUAGCCUCCACUUUCAAGAUUUGAGCUUCUCCCUUCUCCCAUCUCCUAUUUGGGACGUUUUUUAUGAUAUUUUUGUUGGAUUAGGUGUCUAAUCCCAUAACUAUAAUUGGUAUGUACUUGAAUCGAUAGUAGCAUAGUUAUUUUGGGUUGCCUUCACACUAGCAACUAGACAGGAUGAUUAAUUGAGAAAGAGGAAGAAUUUAUUAUUUGGAAUAAUAAAUUAAUAUAAAUAAUUUACUAGUAUGUUAUGGAAAUAAUAUAUUAAUUAGAAAUCAUGUUAUUUAAUUAAUAUUUAAUCAGAAAUUAAUUUGGAAUUAAUUUUGGGAUUAAAUGAAUUAAUUAAAAGUGUAAGGGCUAUUUAAUAAUUUAUUGAUAGUUAUGAAAUUGGGCUCUUGGACCUCCCUAAUGAGGGUUGGACGAAAACUUCUAGGGAGGCCCUAGAAUUUUCGUCCAAGGCUUAUUGGAUGAGGGUUCAUGGGCUGUGUAGGCCUUAAGCUAAGGAAUUAGGGUUUCCUCCUUAAAACCCUAGCUUUGGCCCUAAGCUACCAACAACUAUAUAAAGGGGAUUAACCCCUCUUGAUUUCAUCCUUGCCAUUCAAACCCUAAGGAUAACCGAAAUUUUGAACUAUCUUCCUCCUCUCUCCUCUCAUCCUCUUGCUAAGUGUGUCUGUGAGCCAUUAGAGGUGUUACACUUGUGACACUUGCUCUAAAGUCCGAGAUCUUUAAGGAUUUCAUUGUUAUUACAAUAUAACAAUCAAGGAAUGUAUCCUAACCCUAGUUUAUUGUUAAUUUUGAAAAUUAUAGAUGUCUCCUAGGGUUUCUUGUUUUGUGUUCAAUACUUGCAUGUCCAAUAGUGAAAAUAUAGAUCCUGCAUGUAGGGUUGCAUGCACACAUAAGGAUUGUUUGUUAUGCUCAAAACCCAUCAAUUUUGAUGAAGUUUGAAGAUCAAGAAGGCUCCUUUGGUUUCAAGGAAAUUUGUUUCAAUUUUGGAUCCAUCAAAGGCACUAGAUUUAUGGACUAUUGUAAGUAUGAAGUUUCGAUCUUGCUAUUAAGUUCCUUAAAUCUUGUCAUUUGGGGUUUUUGACACUUUUGGUCCAUUUUAUAGGUAAUCUUUGAGUUGAGUGGACGCCAACAUCUUUUGAUCAGUUUAGAAUGCAUCUUGGACCUCAUGGACUAAGAAAGUUAUGAUCUUUUGCCUCCCCUUCUAGCCAUGCAAGUUAUCUUAGUCCUUUAGAUCAUUUUAGUGUAUUAAUGUUUAGAUAUUAAAAUUUGGUGAAUUUAUUAUGGAUAAAGUUGAAAACUUUAUCCAUCUAAACAUCAUGUUGAUCUAGAUCUGAUGGUUGGAGACUUGGACUUAAUGAUUAAGUUAAGAAAGAUGCAUUUUGGGUCCCUUUGAGACUUAAAGUCCACAUCUUGGUGGUUUGUACAUUCAUAAUAGAUAAAGUGAGAAACUUUAUCCGUUAAGACCUUGGAAAGGAUCGGAUAUGAGAUUUGGAGCUCUUGAAAUUGGAAGAAAAUGGAUUAAACUCGUUUGAGCUGUUCAGAUCAUUCCACACGGCAUGGCCUUAGGCUUCCAUGACGUGGCGACUGUGGAGCAAUGCCUAUUUUGGUGUUUAGUGUCCACGACGUGUCCAAGGAAGGCCACAACAUGGAGAGCUCUUGUUGGCAAUUUUGACAUUAGCUUUGACCGUUGACUUUUUGAUCGGUUUAACUUUUGGUUAAACUUGGGUAGAAUUGAAUAUUUGGCUAAGGAUUGGUCUCAACUUGGUUUAAGGAAGCUUGAGUUGGCUGUUCUGUUACGGAGUAUGGGCCGGAGGCACCAAGGCCGACCCAUUCAUUUGUGUUAUGUACUUGAUGUAGGAUUAUUAUAUGAUUAAUUAUUACUUGCAUAUUUUGAUAUAUUUGGAUGGUUAGGAUGAUGUGGGAAGUCAACAAACCCGAAUGGUUGGGUUGAGGUAUUGCUUCGUGCGGUGGACCAACAAACCUGGAUGGUUGGGUUGAAACUGUAUGUCAACAAACCCUGAUGGUUGGGUUGAGCCUGUAUGUCAACAAACUCGGAUGGUUAGGUUGAGAUUUUAUGUCAUCAAACCCGGGAUGGUUGGGUUGAGGCCAUGGGCCAACGAACCCUAUAUGGAUGCACUAUAAUUGUAUUUCUGAUAUAUCGAGUAUUUUGGGGGAAACUCACUAAGCUUUGGCUUAUAGUUUGAUUUCAUGGUUUUAGGUACCUUAGAUAAUCGGGGGAAGACAAAUACAUAAUUUUGCACAUCAACCUUGGAUAUUUUAUUGAUACAUGAUUUUGGGAUACUCUGAUUUACGAUUAUGGUUUUUUAGAAACAAUGUUUUGUAUGACUUAUGGAUUAUAAAAUGGUUUUGAAAAUAAAAAAUUUUACUUGACUUUUGGGGUGUUACACCGAAAAUUAAAAUUACUGUAACACCCUUGAUGUAUUUAUUUAUCAUUUUUCUUUCAUUUUUUUAAUUUAAUACUCAUUUUUUUAUUUUAGAAAUUAAAAAUGCAAAUCAGAAAAGAACCCAACUCGUUCUUGCUCAUAGUGCACCACCAUUACACAUGCUUCUCCGAUGAAUAUCGCACUAGCAUCGCUUCUGUAAUAACAUGUGUGUGUGUGUUUUUUUCCUAUUAGUUAAUUGGUUUCUUGUGACUAAAACCCCAAAUCUCCACAGUUCUUGAUUCUAAAGAAGAGGAGACGAAGAGGAAGAGUCAGGGUUUUGAAUCGAAGAAAAGAAAUGGGUAAGACGGUUUGGAGAUUAUCUUAGAAUCUGCAAUCUAUCUUAAACUAAAACCCUAAAUCAAAUAUGGUGGGUAGUGGUGGUUUUCUCUGCAUUUGUUACUUGUCGACAUCGAAGCAACUAUAGUGAAGGUUCCCAUAGGAUUGGGGUGGGUUUGUGACACCAUGGGUUGAGGAUUUUACGAGACCUAUCGUAUGCUUAAAGGUUGUGCACUUUAGAUGGAUGAUUGUGACAGAUAUAGAUCUUGAGAUUGUCACCAAAGCUCGUGACCAUGUUCUUAAAUUUCUUAAGCUCAAUUUCGCUGAAUAGUAAGAUGAGUCAAUCUUCAUGUUAAUGUCGUAGGAUACAUCUCUAAAAACCCUUUAUCAUAUAUGAUUUCAUGUGUGUGUGUUCAUCAUAUAUGUGGUUCAUGGAUGUGAGUGUGUGUGUGUGUGUGUUCUAAAUCUCUUGAGAGGCUUCAAAGGCUUAUUAGGGGGGGGGGGAGGUUGGUUGAGAUUAAUCAAUGAAGGUGAAGGUGGUGAAGGAGGAACCAAUUGUGUGGAGCUCUCAUGGAGGGUUUGGCAGCAAGGUUUUUAUGAUUCAAAACAUGAGUAUGAACACACAAGAAUAAACCCAAAAAAUCUCUCAAUAAGGGUACCUUGGAGAGAGAGAGUGAGAGAGAGAGAGAGAGAGAGGUAGACUCUCUAUUGUUUAUUAAUUAUUAAAAUAAAUAAAUAAGUACUAAAUUUAAAAAAAAUAAUAAAAAAUAGAAAAUAAGUACACAAGGGUAUUAUAGUUAAUUUAAUUUCCGGAGGGACCAGAAGCACAAACAAACAUGGUCUAAAGGACCACCAAUCCAAAAAAUUUGUGGUUUGGACUAAAACCUGAAAAAUACAUACCAUAUCAACCAUUUUUAUAGUUUUGUCUAAGACAAUAACAACAAAAAAAUCAACAAAAGACAAAAAAAAAGAUUUUAUUAGAUAAAAACAACCAAAAUACAAAUAAAUAAAUAAAUAAAGUAAUUUAUUUAUAUAUAUACUAAUUUAGAAAGACACGAUGAACAGGAUUUGUUUCCUAUUGGACCACUUUUAAAAUUUCUUUUUUGUUUUUUUCUUUUUCUUUUGGCAGUCAACCUUACUGUUCAAAGUGUACACGAGUCCUCUUCUUCUUUGCCACUCCAUGUUGAUCAGUUUACUCUCUACACGUAACCAUCCACCGCCUCAAAUGUCUCACCUUUCACCUUCCCAUAUUUCACAUUUACUUUUCGUCUUCUCUCAUAUGUAUCACCACCUACCACCGCCUGGCGUAUCACACCUCCAUUACAAUCGAUUCAGAUGCAUUAAUGGGAAUAUUGAUCGACGGAUCCAUUACAAUCGAUUCAGAUGCUUCUCCACCCCAUCCGCGUGUAGCCAUCGCCGUUGACUUCCGAUAAAAAUAUGACCUUUCUUACCCAUCACCGUCUCUCUCCCAGAUUAGUAGACUAACAUCACCGGUUUUGUUCUUCACAGUUGAGACCCAAAACGCUUCCACCACCACCGCCUUAUAUGCCGCUGCUCACCACCACCAUAUACGCGUAUACAAACAUGACUGCAGUCGAUCGUCUCCACCGAUUCACUCCGCUGCUUCUGCACAAUCUUCAACCUCCUCUGUUUGUAAACCGAUGAAGCUUCCAACUUGGAUUGGAGGUCGUCGUCCUAUCCUUAUGUCGACUAGGCCUCCUCCUUUUGACGCCAAUCUGUCCGGAGAUAUGAUCAGUAUAAAUGGGUGGCAAGCCACGGGCGGUAGUUCAAGAGAACUUUCGCCGGAGGAAGAGAUGCUGAUCAUACAUUCCACUUCAAUGGCAGCCGAACCUCUAACCAAUGUAGGCGAUACGUUUUGCUUAAUUAAUAGAAGGGAAAAGGAGGUUGUGAGGUGGGGUUGCUACUUUGGAAUUCAAGAGACGCAAUCUUUUCAUUGUUUGAGGAACUUUUGUGGGUAUACAAGUUGGUGUCGCCUCUUAAGCUUGGUAUGGCGGAAGCUACAAGAGUUUGUAAUGCACUUGCCUUGGUUCAGGGACAUAGCCGGACAGGAGACAUUUGGUGGUCUUCAUGAUGGUUAUUAGUAAGUAUCUAAUCUGCCAUUGUUUAUUUAUAUCAAAUGUCUAAAAUGUCCUUUAUUAACAAUGACAAUAAGCAUAUUUACUGACCUAUUUGAAUGAUGUUCAACAUUCAUGGUCAAUAUGGCGUCAUCAUGUUUGAUGUAACUGCAAGCAAAGACAGGUACGUGCUAGCAAAGAAGGGAAGUGGCAAGGGAUUUCAAAGAAGAAGAAAGAAGAGAAAGUUAGUACACAGAGUCUUCCCAAUUUCUAAUGAAUCAAGAUAACCAUUUGUUCCGGUAUAAAUAGUCAGUACCUGUUCUUCUACCCCGAGAGGGGCGGAUUGGGAUUGUUUAAGCAAUUCACGUAAGCGUUGACCUCUUGCCAAUUGAUUCUGAGUAGCUUUAUCGAGAUCAGAAGCAAAUUGUGCAAAAGCUUCUAAUUCUGCGAAAAUAAAGAGAUGCACAAACGCAGGAUCCGAUCCGAUCCGGUCAACAAUCCGAUCCAGUCAACAAUCCGACCCGGUAAAAUCCGAUCCGAAUCCGUCAAAAUCCGAUCCGAAUCUGGUCAACAAUCCGAAUCCGAUUUGAAACCGGUUUGAUCCGGAUUUUUUAAGUUUUACCAGAUUUUUCAACGGUUUAAGAACCGGUUUAUGUAGAAUCCGGGGGUAAAUCCGAUUUUGAGUCCGAAAAGUCAAACCGGUUUGAAUCCGGUCACCGGUUUAAUUCGAUCCGGUUUGGUCUAAACCAGUUUUGACCGAAACCGGUUUUCGGAUCGGAUCGGUUUCAUUUGGUGGAUCCGGUUUCUAUGUGCACCUCUUCAACUUGACUUACAAGAAUGUUCUCACAUGGCAUCAUGAUCUUUGCCAGUUAGUUUUGUGAUAUUUUUUUUUCAUGAAUCUUUAUUGUUUCUUGAUGUAUUUUUAUAUGGAUUUUUAUAGUGUUUGUGCGAACAUCCCAAUUGUGGUAUGUGGAGACAAAGUUGAUGUGAAGAAUCGUCAAGUGAAAGCAAAACAACUUAGUUUUCAUAGAAAGAAGAACUUGCAAUAUUAUGAAAUCUCAGCCAAGAUUAAUUACAACGCUGAGAAGCCUUUCCUUCAUCUUUCCAGGAAGUUGCUGGGUAAUGCAUCAAGGAAAGAGUAGAGUACAGCACCAAGAAAGGUGAAGAUCCUCUCUCCUCAGCCUAAAAAGGACGGCGGAGGUGGUGGCGAUAAGAAGCCCAAUGAAAAGCCACCGGAGAAAAAAACCUUGGAGAAAAAACCUGCCGAUGACAAAAAACCAAAAGAGAUGCUGCAAUUAAUUAAUGGAAAUGUUGGGUUAUGAGUUUAUUCCAUUAAUUUAAUGAUUUAUCCAAAAUUUAUAUUGUA
This is a messenger RNA of Lactuca sativa (garden lettuce), 6726 nucleotides long. The record is from RefSeq and is a predicted model, not a curated record. NCBI's taxonomy places the organism in Eukaryota, Viridiplantae, Streptophyta, Magnoliopsida, Asterales, Asteraceae.